CUGAAAAGCAGUUUGGCUCAACCCAUGCUGAAUUAUUCAAUAAUUAAAAGAAUGCCUUCUAAUCUUGAUGACGUAGAUUUAAUAAAACUGGUUGAAAGCUAUCCUGUACUCUAUGCGAAAUAUCAGGGGUUUGCUGGUAGAACAAAUAUAGCGGAUAAUAUGGGCUUUUUCCUAGAGAUUUAAAUCUUGUUAAAUAAAGGAGGAUGACUUCUUUAACGUACUCGACGCUAAAAGAGAGUUAAGUCAGGGUAUAGUGGAAUGUCAGAAACGUGGUUUAGUGUACAGCGUCAAAUGGUUAGCUGAAAUGUGCCACGGCCUUGCGGACGUGGAUAUUGACGGCGAGGAUUGAAAAAGAUAAUUUCGAUAUUAAAAUGCUGGAAGGCAUAGCACCGAAAAAAUAUGAUAAUUAUUUUCUGGCUAAAAGUUACCUUGAUGUACGUGAAUAUGAUAGAGCUGCUCAUUUAGUGCGGAAUGCUAGUUCUCCAGUUCCCAGAUUCCUUCAUUCUUAUGCCACUUAUAUGGCAGUGGAGAAACGACGGUUGGAUUCGACCACGGAUCAAUCGAAUCUAAAUGACUCAGGUCACUUUAAAGACCUGGGUGAGAUUUUGGUUACUUUGCGGGCAGAGCAUUCGCGAAAUAAAUUAGACGGUUACGGCAUGUUUUUAUACGGUGUUGUAAUAGAAGAGCAAAAGUGACCAAGUCAAGGAAAAAGAAUCGGAAACAAUCAGGAAACCAUUAAA
This is a messenger RNA of Glossina fuscipes, 740 nucleotides long. Its product is annotated as cell division cycle protein 23 homolog. Gene Ontology annotation, molecular function: protein binding. NCBI's taxonomy places the organism in Eukaryota, Metazoa, Arthropoda, Insecta, Diptera, Glossinidae. The transcript is spliced from 2 exons. Bases 372 to 695 code for a protein of 107 amino acids. The record is from RefSeq and is a predicted model, not a curated record. Gene Ontology annotation, cellular component: anaphase-promoting complex.